Molecule: messenger RNA, 1712 nt
Organism: Syngnathoides biaculeatus (alligator pipefish)
Lineage: Eukaryota; Metazoa; Chordata; Actinopteri; Syngnathiformes; Syngnathidae
Product: basic helix-loop-helix transcription factor scleraxis-like
Exons: 4
Coding region: 593-1237 (214 amino acids)
Biological process (GO): developmental process; regulation of transcription by RNA polymerase II
Molecular function (GO): RNA polymerase II transcription regulatory region sequence-specific DNA binding; protein dimerization activity; DNA-binding transcription factor activity, RNA polymerase II-specific
Source: RefSeq, a predicted model, not a curated record
GGGAGAUGCAAAUCUGAGGAAGUAAUGAUGGACCACAGCGACUGAAGCAGACUUGGCAGACGGCAGCAGAGGGACCCGCGCCUCUCCGAAGGAGGAGCAGGGGAGUCUUUAGGCCCUCCCACCGGCUAUAAACCCUGAGGCAGACGGAAACACUCAGACAGCAGGCACACGUGGAGCACAGCGGCAAAGAGAGAGAAGGAAACAAACUGCUGCCAUAGGUGGUGAGUCAUUUUUGUAGUGGGGACUGAAGCAGCCAAACUGAGCCAAGUCCACUUCGAGGUCGGUUGAAGCAACUCGAGACAUGAGUGGAGUCUUCAGCAUGCCAUUAGAACUCAACUUUCUUCCAGAGGAUUUAACUCAUUGACUGAAUGGUUCUUGGGAUGUGAAGAGAGGAAGAGGAUCCCGGAACCUGCAGCCACCUGUUGCAGUGCAGUUUUAGCAUCAAUCGGCAGUCAAGCCAUUGCAAGGGACAAGUUAAAAAAACUAAAUAAUUUCACCCAUAACUUAGCUGGUUGACACCAUUUAGCCAAUCAGCCAUCUAUCGAAUAGCUGUCAAAGAGAGACUUUGAGGAAUUGACUUGUGGCAUUAAAGAUGACUUUCGCAAUGCUGCGCACGGCGUCUCCUGCGGGCCGUUUCUUAUACGGCGACAUUGCUCUCCUCUCCGAGGAUGAUGAUGAGAAUGGCAGUGAAGGCUCCGGCUCAGAGGAGCGCUCCAGCAAUUCUGCGGCCUUCCGCCUGUCCUCCUCGUCCCCCUCUGCCUUUCACAUCAAGAUGAGCAGGAAGAGAAAGCUUUGCAUGGGAGGAGCAGGUACAGCAGCCGUUGAGGCUGUCCUCGGGAGGCUGGGACCCCCGGGUUCAUCCCCCCCGCCUGAAAUCCGUCAGAGGACAGCGGCUAAUGCUCGCGAGCGGGAUCGAACCAAUUCUGUCAACACCGCAUUCACGGCGCUACGUACGCUCAUCCCCACUGAGCCUGCCGACAGGAAACUGUCAAAGAUCGAGACGCUUCGCUUGGCCAGCAGCUACAUCAGUCAUCUGGGGAACGUUUUGCUCCUGGGUGAGGGGCUUCAUGACGGACAGCCCUGCCACGCCCCAUCGCCGCCGUUCUUCCACGUCAACUCCUCCCCGAAUCGAGGAUCCGACCAAUCGGGCCAGCCCAAGCACAUCUGUACGUUCUGCCUCAGCAACCAAAGAAAAAUGAACAAAGACAGAGACAGGAAGACGGCCAUCCGAAGUUAACGACCGAAUGGAGAAAAGGCCGACACACAGCCGACGCUCUCAGUGAUUUAUUGUUUUUGAAUACAGUAACUUGAAGACUCAUUAGAUGUGCCAUACGUUUCUGAGACUUAUCUUCAAGUACUACAGCACUUCUGAUCAGACUUUCUUCAAGUUUUCAAAACAUGUCUUUGCAAAAAUUUUUUUUUUCCACAGUGCUCUUAAGGAACAUUUUAAGUAUUUUCAUUUUGGAAAAACAGCUUUUCAAGACUCUCUGUGACAUGCAUAUACUGUAAAAGCCACAAAGACCUUUUAAUUAUGGGGGUUUAUUACUGUAGUCGCAGAGUGUAAAGAGCACUUGGCACAUGAUAAAAAAAAAACCCACAAAAACUCAUGAAAGACAAAUUUGUAUUCAUCAAAAGCUGUGUAAACUGUAAUAUAAAUGUAUAUUUAUGUAACAAAACAUUAUAUAUGAAACUACGUUAUUUAACAGGCAUAU